Messenger RNA from Dunckerocampus dactyliophorus (ringed pipefish), 3015 nucleotides. Its product is annotated as gastrula zinc finger protein XlCGF57.1-like. Bases 186 to 1703 code for a protein of 505 amino acids. Gene Ontology annotation, biological process: negative regulation of transcription by RNA polymerase II; regulation of immune system process; regulation of cytokine production. The transcript is spliced from 2 exons. NCBI's taxonomy places the organism in Eukaryota, Metazoa, Chordata, Actinopteri, Syngnathiformes, Syngnathidae. The record is from RefSeq and is a predicted model, not a curated record. Gene Ontology annotation, molecular function: DNA-binding transcription factor activity, RNA polymerase II-specific; RNA polymerase II cis-regulatory region sequence-specific DNA binding.
AGAAGGCGGGCUGACGCGAUGUGGUUUUCUGGAGCUCCCGACAGAAAUUUCAAUGAUAAAAACAGUUAUAGAUACACAACUUAUAUAGCAACGAAGAGCUCUAAGAUUGGUAUUUUGUAAAUCCAACGAAACGGAAUGUGAGUUUGGAGCGCUGUCUGAAGUGAAGAUUGAAGACGUGAUAGAAGAUGAACCACUGCUAUGCUAAGAUGGCGACGUCCAGUCAAAGAGAAGGCGGAAGAGAAUCAGCGCUGUCAACUCCCAGCAAAUCAUCAACGGAGAAAAAGCCCAAAAGUGCAGAUAACGAUGUCCAGCAGUUCAUUGGUUGUCAAGAAUGUCCUACUGAGGGCGUUAGCUUCACUAUAAAGCAGGAACAUCAAGAGCACCCCAGCAUUAAAGAGGAAGAGGACGAACUCUGGACCACUCAGAAGACAGAGUGUCUUCACACGCUGGGGGAAGUUGAGCUCACCAAGUUGCCACUGACUGGUGUCUCUGUGAAGACUGAAGACCAUGAAGACAAAUCACCCGAGUCCUUACAACUUCAGCACAGUCCAAAUGAGGAGGACAGAGGGGCGGAGCCUGCAAGCAGCAGCUCACCGCAAUGCAUAAAAGCAGAAGUUGAUGGAGACCACUGGGAAGGUGAUACUCACACUGACAACAAACACUCUGAAUGCUCUAAAAAUAAGACCGGGAAGAAACGUUCCACCUGUUCAGUUUGUGCUAAAAGCUUUUCUACUAAGAGUAAUUUGAAUCGUCACAUGAGAAAACACAUCGGCGAAAAACCUUUUAGUUGCUCAGUUUGUGGUCAAAGAUUCUCUAAAAAUCGAAUCCUGGUAUCACAUAGGAAAAAACACACAGGAGAAAAACCUUUCAGUUGCUCAGUUUGUGGUCGAAACUUUUCUCAUAAGUCUACUCUGGUAUUACACAUGAGAACACACACAGGAGAAAAACCUUUUGGUUGCUCCGUUUGUGCUCAAAGAUUCUCUCAAAAACGUUGUUUGGUAGUACACAUGAGAAAGCACACAGGAGAAAAGCCUUUUGGUUGCUCUGUUUGUGGUCAAAGAUUCUCUCAAAAGCGUUGUCUGGUAUUACACAUGAGAAGGCACUCAGGAGAAAAACCUUUUGGUUGCUCUUUGUGUGGUCAAAAGUUCUCUGAAAAGCGAUCUUUGGUAAUGCACAUGAGAAGGCAUACUGGAAAAAAGCCUUUUGAUUGCUCUGUUUGUGGUCAAAGAUUCUUUCAAAAACCUUCUCUUGUAUUACACAUGAGAACCCACACAGGAGAAAAACCUUUUGGUUGCUCUGUUUGUGGUCAAAGAUUUUCUGACAAGGCAAAUGUAGUAUCACACAUGAGGACACACACAGGAGAAAAACCUUUUGGUUGUUCUGUUUGCGGUCAAAGAUUCUCACAAAAUGGAACUCUGGUUUCACACAUGAGAACGCACACAGGAGAAAAACCUUUCGGCUGCUCAGUUUGUGGUCACCUUUUCACUCAAAAGUCUACGCUAGUGUUACACAUGAGAACGCACACAGGAGAAAAACCUUUUGAUUGCUCUUUUUGCGGUCAAAGAUUCUCUCAGAAGGGGUGUCAGGUAGUACACAUGAGAACACACACAGGAGAAAAACCUUUUGGUUGCGCUGUUUGUGGCCAAAGAUUCUCUCAAAAACGCUGUCUGGUAGUACAUAUGAGAACGCACACAGGAAAAUAAACAUUUGGUUGCUAUGUUUGUGGGCAAAGAUUCUCUCAAAAGCGUGGUUUGGUAAUGCAUAUGAGAAUGCACACAGGAGAAAAACCUCUUAGCUGCUCAGUUUGUGGAAAGCCUCAUUCUAGUAAGAGAAGUCUGAGCGUACACAUGCGGACACACAACAGAGAACAUGAAAUAAAGUGAUUGUUAUGGAAGUGCUAUGUCACUCAUGAGAAGUCACAGCGAAAGUGUUGAGAUGAUGUGUAUGAUACCAGACUUUUUUUGCUCAGAUUUUGUUCUCAUCUGUCUUCUUUUGGACAUUAUAAGGGUCCAUCAGUGGUCAAGAAUUUGUGAUUGUAUUGUGACAGCGUGUUAUAGUAGUGUUGUACAUACAGACAGACUUUAAGUUACAAGGUCUCCUCCAACUUAACAACACUUACAUCUGCUUUAAUACAGAGAUAGGAACUACCCUGUGAAGAUAACAUGAGAUUAUGGAGAAAAUUACGAUGUUAUGUCUUUAGGGCGACCAGUCCAGGGUGUACCCUGCCUCUCGCCCGAAGUCAGCUGGGAUAGGCUCUAGCAUACCCCGUGACCCUAAUUAGGAUAAGCGGCAUAGAAAAUGGAUGGAUGGAUGUCCUUUUUAAGGACAAAGAGGCUAUUUUUAUUAUAUUCCUUUUAUAAAUAUUUUUACUAUUGUGUCCUAAAAUAUACUUUCUAAAAGUUCAGUAGCGAAGUCCAGUAGAUACAACAAUUAAAUAAAUGUAAAUAAGGUACUAUGUUAAAAGGCACCUGUAUGUGUGAUAUCAUGACUUGGUACUCGUGUUAGUAGGGUUGUAUUGUCAAACGCAGGGGUCAGCAACGUUUUUUCUUGCGAAAGCUACUUUUAGAAAAUGAAAAUGGCCACGAGCUACUCAUUUUUGUAGAAAUGAUUUUCAUACUUUAUUUCAACCCAAACAGAGCAAAUAUGCUUGUUUUACCAAAACAUUCACAAAAUGCUCACAUUUUAUGUUUCAGAAUACUUUUCUCUCUAGUGUUCUCACAUUAUUAACUGAACACCUGAAUGAAAAGCAGGCUUGCGGGCACCUCAUGUGGUCGUGGGGGGGGCUACCUUGGUGACCCCUGGUCUAACGCAACAUGCUUGUCAUGCAUGACUGUAUAUGGCUAGCCAUGGAUAUGUGUUGAAGUAAUGUCAUACCAGUGUGACAACAUUCUAAUUAGCCUAACCAAAAUACCAAAAGGUCACACUGUAAUGUGGUUGGCUUCAAAUGGUAGAAGAAAAAGUAACGUUAAGCCCAAUAUAGAUUUAUUUUUGGUUUUGCCUCAUUCGGAUUGUAUU